AUGCCUUCUUUCAGCUUCCCGAAUAUGCUUCCCAAUAUGAUGGCGGCUAAUAUGAUGGGUCUUGGAGGACUCAACCUCCUUCAACAGCAACAACAGCAGUUCCAGAUGCAAUUGCAGCAACAGAAUCAACCCCAACGAAAGUCUCUCUUUGCUCCUUACCUUCCUCAGGCUUCUCUUCCCCCACUCCUUGCCGCUGGAAAACUUGUCGUUGGUAUUCUUCGUGUCAAUAAGCGCAACCGUUCCGAUGCAUACGUCGCUACAGAAGUUUUGGAUGCUGACAUCUAUAUCUGCGGCUCCAAGGAUCGUAAUCGUGCUCUCGAAGGUGAUAUUGUUGCCGUCGAACUCCUCAACGUUGAUGAAGUCUGGGCAACCAAAAAGGAAAAGGAGGAGAAGAAGCGCAAGAAGGAAGAAAAUGCUGCAUACGAUAUCCGCGCUACCGCUGGACGUAAGAACGAGAAGAAGAAGGACGAUGUCGAGGUCGAGGGACAAGGUCUCGGCUUAUUCGAGGACGAAGAAGUGACCGACGAAAUCAAGCCUCAGUUCGCAGGACAUGUCGUUGCCGUCGUCGAGCGUAUGCCUGGUCAAUUGUUCUCUGGCACUCUAGGUCUUCUCCGUCCAUCAUCUGCUGCUACGAAGGAAAAGCAGGAAGCUGAACGUCGUGAACGCGAAGGCGACCGUGGCGAUGAGGGUGCUAAGCGUGUGCCCACUGAACGCCCCAAGAUCGUCUGGUUCAAGCCCACUGAUAAGCGAGUCCCUCUCAUCGCUAUCCCCACCGAGCAAGCACCUCCCGACUUUGUCGAAAAUGCCGAAGCGUAUGCAGACCGCCUCUUCGUUGCGUGCAUCAAGCGUCAUCCUAUCAGCUCCUUGCACCCAUUCGGGACGUUGGUCGAAGAGCUCGGCCCCAUUGGAGACGUGGAAGUAGAGACCA
Molecule: messenger RNA, 928 nt
Organism: Acaulospora colombiana
Lineage: Eukaryota; Fungi; Glomeromycota; Glomeromycetes; Diversisporales; Acaulosporaceae
Source: the annotation of a GenBank genome assembly